Molecule: messenger RNA, 1659 nt
Organism: Porites lobata
Lineage: Eukaryota; Metazoa; Cnidaria; Anthozoa; Scleractinia; Poritidae
Source: the annotation of a GenBank genome assembly
AUGAGUAGGAGAGAACAGGAAAAUAGAAAGAGGAAGGCUGCAACUAAAUCUUGCCAGUCUCUCGAUACAUGGGUCAGUAAAGUACCCCGUCAAGAGCCAUCAGACGCUGACAAUGACAGUGCAGUCUGCGAUGACAGCCCAGCUGAAACCACGACUUCAGAUCUAUCUCAGUUAACUUCAAUUUUACAGCGAGAUAUAGAAGGUAAAUCAUACUUAUUUUCGAAAUGUCCACAGGGCCGUAGCCAGACUUCAUAACAAGAGGAGGCAAGUUUCGAGCGCCGAAGGCGUGAGCCGCUAGGGGGGUCUGGGGGCAUGCCACCUCGGAAAUUUUUGAAAUCUAGAGGCUCAGAAAUGCUCUGGUAAGCACUUCCCGUGGCAUUUUUCUUCAGAAAAGUCAAUCUUGGGCAAGUGUAGAAGUUCACUUUUUUGUUGCUUAGCGACACUGAUGCCAAGUUAAUGACCAUCUGCAUUUUAAAGCAUUCAAAAGUUGUGACACGUAUUAUAACAAUAAAAUGAAUCCACGAGAGUAGCCAACGUUUAUGGAAUUUAUACUGUAGAUAAUUAGGAGAAGUCUUAGGUAACACUUUUUUUUGAAGUUAGCUCUAAUAGAUGAUGUACAGAAUCACGCUCACUUAUCAAUUAUCUGUUUCGAUACACUCUUGCUUAUGUUCUUCAACUUUGAGAUAGCCAUGUCAUAAUAUUGCCAUCUCUUAUACCUGUAGGACUAAGAAGCCACUAACUUUCACGAUUAAGAGUAGUAAACUUCUCCCUUAACAGUUAGUAUAGUGAAAGUUCUUUGCCCGUCGUUUAUUCUGUACCGAAAGCUACGGGAAUCCGUCUGUGGCCAGAGGCAUCCCAUCUCUUUAAAACAGAACUGCUGUCAAUUUCCGUUGGUUUAUGAAUGUACGCUAAAGCAAGCCCGUUCAGCCUCCCAUUAACCAUGCUUGUUCGAGACCAGGUUUUAAGCCUUCUCAGUGAGCUGAAGUUUCUUAAAACAAAUAAAGGCCAAAAUCAAGACGAGGCAACUGCCUCGUCUUGCCUCAUGCUAGCUACGGCCCUGGUCCACCAGUCUUGAUCCUAUUAUUGUGCUCGGAGAUUUAGUCGCUAUUCCUCGAUAUGAAACAAACUCGCUUAAUAAAAAGCCAGUGAGGGAACACAGCAAACUCGUCCCCAGGGCUUUUCCCUUAAAAAAUGGGUGGGGCGCCCGCCGCACCCAUUUUUUAAGGGAAAAGCCCUGGGGACGAGGUUGGGAACACAGAGUAACAAUUCGGAGAGGGACUGGGAGGGUUAAUCUAAGGCAGCAAUCCACAGGCAUCCCAAACCAUCAAAACAGAAGUUUUCGAGACACAAAUAGGGAAAAUACAUUUUAUGACUCUUUUAUGUUUCUUUUGGUCUCUUAUCGUCAUUUCCUGAUGUCAUAGCAAUAUUCUAUGAAAAGCUGAUGUGUACUUUCUUUCGAGUUGUGAAUGUGAAAGAAGUGCGAGUUCUUUAAGGCGGCUGCAUACAUAUAACAGGGCAUGCAUGGGCCAGGAAAGGCUGUCGUCCCUCGCACUAAUGCACAUACAUUAUCAAGUUAAAAUUGUUUUGGAUGAGGUGGUACAUCUGUUUGCCACCAAACACCCUCGGAAGCUGGAGCUCGGGACUACUCUGAGGGAUUAG